AAUUUAGUCGAUUUUAAAGUGUGCAAAACGAAAGAAGUGAAAAAAACGUGAAGUUCAAUAUGCCCAAAGCUAUUCUGAUAUUCCUGGGCCUACUGGCGCUCAGCAUGCCAGUCACAAUCUAUGCAGCUGAUGAGCAAACUACAGAUGAAACAGUUGUUCCGACUACUCCCAAUGAUGUCCCUGGAAAUACCCAUGCUCCCGAAACUGAGCCUACAAUUGUAACUGAUGAACCCACUGAAACGACCACUGAGCGUGAUGAGUCAACUACUGUAGAUGAUAUACCCACUGUGACUCCAACUGAUUUGCCUGUUACUCCAACUGGUGCUACCGUAAAUCCAACUACUCCAGCAACUGGUACCACUGUCCCUGCGAAGUGCUUGUAUCAAUCGAUGACCUGGGCCGCUGAGGAUCUGCGUAAAUACUACUGGUGUCUGAACGAUAAGCCCCGUCUCUCCACGUGCAAAGAGGAUUACUAUUAUGUGAAUAAUGCAACAGUUUCUGGCUGCAUUCCCGCCGCCAAAAUGAAUCCAGCCUGUGUCAACUUGGACAUCGCAGUGGGUCCGUGCGAGGGCAUCAAUCUAAAGCAGCCGCAAGCCAGUUACAUACUAACUAAUUUCUGGCUCUGCACGGAAGCCGGUGCAGAACCGGUGGAGUUGACCUGUGUGGAGGACAAGGCGUUUAUCAAGCAGGAUGGCUAUUUGGGCUGCUUCGAUUGGGCGACGUGGAGAUCUUUGCGUUCAUGCAAUUAACACCUAUCUGCAUCUGGCAGCAUUUUAAUUAUGUUCCACAUUUUUGUUGAAUGUGACUUUAUCAUGAUUAAAAAUAUAUAUAUUAAUGAAUUCAAUGGAAAUUCAUUUAAAAUUGAUUACAAAGUAA
Messenger RNA from Drosophila grimshawi, 876 nucleotides. RefSeq lists its product as uncharacterized. The record is from RefSeq and is a predicted model, not a curated record. The transcript has 2 exons. Lineage: Eukaryota; Metazoa; Arthropoda; Insecta; Diptera; Drosophilidae. Bases 60 to 749 code for a protein of 229 amino acids.